Messenger RNA from Myripristis murdjan (pinecone soldierfish), 3122 nucleotides. RefSeq names its product Krueppel-like factor 10. Gene Ontology annotation, biological process: regulation of transcription by RNA polymerase II. The record is from RefSeq and is a predicted model, not a curated record. NCBI's taxonomy places the organism in Eukaryota, Metazoa, Chordata, Actinopteri, Holocentriformes, Holocentridae. The transcript has 4 exons. Gene Ontology annotation, molecular function: RNA polymerase II cis-regulatory region sequence-specific DNA binding; DNA-binding transcription factor activity, RNA polymerase II-specific. The coding region runs from base 138 to 1544 and encodes 468 amino acids.
GGAAGAAGAGGGAGAAACGUGCAAUAUCGGUUUAAAGUCUUCCGACAACACGCACCGUCCGGUAGUUACCGGCAAGCAUUAGCCAACAGAGUUCCCGGACUUGUGGAAAUAUUUCAAACCAAUUCACACAACGUCACAUGGAAAGUUGCACCAUGCAGGUUGAGGCGCCUCACUCAGGCAUUCAGGAUGAUUUCCAGCCCAGGCCUUUAGGUUCAGGAGAUCUGGAGGCUGUGGAGGCUCUGAUGUCAAUGACUAACCACUGGAAGACCAGGAACUUCAGGCUCAGCCACUUCAGACCUCUGACCCCCUCCUCAGACUUCUCAGAGGACGAUUCCCCCUCCCCUGGCUCUGCAGUAUUGCAGGACUCCCCACUGUGCAUGACACCUCCAUACAGUCCACCCAACUUUGAGACCACUCACCCAUCUUCAGGAACAACACUGCACCAACCUGCGCCAUCUAGACCUACAUGCCAGCAGAGCCCAGUGCCAGCAGAACAGAGUCUUCUGCAGCCUCAGACUGCUGCUACUCAGCAGAGGUCCCGCUCCACCAGCGUGAUCCGCCACACUGCAGACGCCCAGCGCUGCUCCUGUAACAUCUACCCCGUCUCCAGAGAACACAGCCUCCCCCAGCAGGACACAAAAGACUCAAAUAGCACUUUAAACUCUGAGGAUAGACUCAAUCGGAGAGACUCUGAGGAGAAUAUUAUAAAAAACUCUCACUCUCCUGCUUCACAAAUACCCGUUACUGUGACACUGCCGACCUCAGCUGAAGCCAGCAACACCCAGUUGAAGCUUCCAGUCCUGGGUGAUAAAUCACACACCCUUCAACCUGUGCCCUCUGUCUCUAGCUUUUCUCCUGUGCCUGUCUUCUGCCAGAUACCUUCAGUGUCACCUGCUUGUACCGGUGCAGUAGUCACUACUGCCGUUGUGCCCAAACCUGUGACGGCUACAUCUGCCUGUCAUCAGCACCCACUAUCACAAUCCCCCGCAGGCACUCCUCCUCACGUCUUGCUCUUGGGAACUCAGCUGGCAAAGGGCCCUGUAAUGCUGCUGGUCCCUCAGCCGACCAUCCCCACAGUUUACGUUCAGCCAGCAGUAGUGACCCCUGGUGGCAGUAAAUUACCAGCCAUUGCCCCUGCGCCUGGUUUCACCCCUUUAGUUCAGAGAGUCAGCCCACCACAGCCAGAGGUGUCACGGGUACGCAGUCAUGUUUGUCCCCACGACGAUUGUGGCAAGACCUACUUCAAGAGCUCCCACCUCAAGGCACACAUGAGGACCCACACAGGAGAGAAACCCUUCAAAUGCAAGUGGGAGGGCUGCGAGAGGCGAUUUGCCCGCUCCGACGAGUUGUCCCGCCACCGUCGGACCCACACAGGAGAGAAAAGGUUCGCCUGCCCCAUGUGCCUCAGCCGCUUCAUGCGCAGCGACCACCUGGCCAAACACGCCCGGCGACACCUAGCAGCCAAGAAGACACCCUGCUGGACGAUGGGGGUAUCUCAAUUUGUUGACCCCACGGCCUCAUCCUCAGCAGCACUCUCUAAGUAGGGAAAACAGGGUUAAGUACAGUAGACUGUGUCUUGUUUUGAAGGUAUUGCACAAUAUGGAUCCUGCAUCACUCCGUACUUAGAUCCCAUUAAAAACCAGCCGCACUACUAGAGCAACAACUGGAGGAGAUUGUCUUAUCCCAAGAAGUCAGUGUAGUUUUGGCCAAACAGCUCCUUCGACCGGAACAUUUUAAUGCAACGCAUAAGAAACUGUGCCAACUACCAUUCCCUCCCCACAGAGUGAAGAGCCUGGCUUAUUAGAAAUCACUGUAACGUAUAUAUCGUAUAUACGUAUAAACACACACACACAUAUAUAUAUAUAUAUAUAUAUAUAUAUAUAUAUAUAUAUCAUAAAAGCUGUCUGUCUUGUCUCUGUAGCGCAGGCUCUGUUUGAUUGUACUUGUAUGCUUUUAUUCUUAACAUCUGUGCUUUUAACUAUUUGUCUGUCUGGGGACAACAGGUGAAAAUGAGUUUAUCUCACUAACUCAUAUUUUCAGAAGUGUUAUUAAUAAGUCCCUGUCAAAUAAAGUAAUAAACUAAACUAAACUGAGCUGUGCCCUCGAGGGGCCAACUCUCUCUGACCUGAGAGAUCUUAAAUGAAGACCAAUGGGACAGUGGGAAUCUGAGAAACAGUAUUCUUUGAUUUUUUUUUUUUCCCCUCUGAUGACUGUUAGGCUGCCUUUGGUUGGACAUAAUACAGGUCCCACAGACUGUUGUGAUAGGAAAUUGGAAAAGGGAAAUGUCAGACUUUUAUAUGUUAACAACACUGUCAGUCCCCACUCAAGACUAUUACUAUUUGCCGGUGCAGCAUCUUCCCAAAGUUAUGCUCAGACUUGGAAGAUGCAGGAGUCCGCAUGCAAAAGUUGAAUCUCGGUGUAACAUUUGGCAACUUCUCCCUUUGUUUGGUUUUAUUGUGAACAAAACAACAGGCAUCUUUUCUUCACUCACGGGGAACAGCUUUAGCCGAAACAUGUCUGUCUUCUUGUUCACAGCAAAAGCAAAGUCAGAGGUUACCAAGAUGCUAAACUGAGAUUCAACUUUUAUGUGCGUGCUUCCACAUCUUGUAAGUCUGACUUAAACAUGCUGCCAUCCAAAUUGAAUAGCACUGCUGAGAUCUUAAUAUUGCUGUGUAUGCUAAACUGUUAAGUUAGAUGUAAAGUUUUGAUUUAGUGUUUUUUAAUGGUCCCUACUUGACUAGGUGUUGUAAUUGAGCAUGAAUUGGGUUUGGAGCCAAUGCUAAUGUUUACAGUUGCACGACAAACUACUGUAUUUCUUUAAAUGUCAAAGUUGGAGUCUACUAAGCCCAUGAAAAUACAGCUGUUAAAAGCAGGGCAGUUACAACAAACAAAUUAGGAUAAUAUUGUUUGACAUCAUUUUUGUACAUGUUGCUUGUCCAAUAUGCUCAUUUAACUGUAUGUUUUACAUUUUGGUGUUAUUUGACCAAAGAAUGUUGGAAACUUUUCUGUCUUUUUCUGUCAUUUCUUUUUUGUAAUGAAGCAAUUUUGCACACAGCUGUCUUUUUCAGGGAAAAUAAAUUCUCUAUGAAACAUAAAAUCAUGAUGUUGAUUUCUUAUCUUGU